ACACUGCGAACCUUAUGCCGAACCCUAACCUUAAAUUAAGGCCAAAAAGCACAUUUUUGUUUUCAUGUAGUUUUACGAUAUUGACCAUUUAAACUUUGUGGCUGGGGUAACUAUAGUGAAAACCCUCUCCCAGGCCGACGCGCGUAGCCAAACGGAACAUCAGAGAGCAUAGGGCUGGCGUCUCCUGGUAGUACAUCUAUCAGGUCUCGAGCACAUAAAGUCCAAAAGAGAGGGACUAAAGGAAAUAAAGACAAUAGGGGCUCCCUUGCAGGAAGAAGGAAUCUCCCAUCGUUUUAAACCUGGUUCCAUUACCAGAGAGGACACACGCGGGUUUAGCGUUUUACCGAGACGGAUUAAUAAAACGCCAGGCGGAUGUUCGUGAGGAGGGGUGGUCCGCUCUGAAGUUGGAGACUACUGCCUACCGAAUACGGAGAGAGGAGAGAAGCGCUUUUGUUUUCCCCGUGAAGGCUAGCGCCCCCCGGCCACAGCAUGAAGCUGCCGCCUUGUUUCGUGGCGCUCAUCGCGGCGCUGCUCGUUCACUCCGCGCUGGGUCAGACCUGGGUUCCAUCAGAUGAAGAAAGUUCUUCCAGAGAUGAGUUCUAUGACGAUGAAGACUUCGUCUCAGGCUCUGGAUCUGGCUUUCCAGAGAUGAAGGUCAACCCUAUAGCGGUGGGCGUAUCUUUCACCACGGAAGCGCCCCUCCCCUUCUCUACCACCCAGGCCACUGGACCCGCCCCCUCGGCCCCACCUGUAGCCGAGCCCAGCCCUAAAGUUGACGUCCUUCCUACCCCACUACCCACUGAGGGAGAGGGGGAGAGAGUCCUUCCUACCCCACUACCCACUGAGGGAGAGAGAGUCCUUCCUACCCCACUACCCACUGAGGGAGAGGGGGAGAGAGUCAGGGAGAGGGAACGAGAGAGGGAGAGAGAACGAGAGAGGGUGAGAGAACGAGAAAGAGAGAGGAUACGGGAAAGAGAAGGUGAAAGAGAGAAGGCGAGAGCCGCCCAGACUACCAUUUCCCCCCGAGGCCCUGCAGCUCUUCCCAUGGCAACCACCAGUUUGGCGGCGACUCCGGCGGAGAGUACAGCGCCCUCUAGCGGCGCAGAGGACCUGGGCACCACAGAAGAAGAGGACGAGGAUGUUUACCUGUCCCCAGACCCCACCACCAGUUUACUUAUGGAGACCACCACAGAAGAAGAAGAAGAAGAAGAAGUGACCACUACUGAGACAGAGACCACACCCAUCCCAGAGACAACAGCUCCACCCACUACGACUGGCCCAGCCCCAGCUGAGAGGUCUAGCUCCGCCCCCUUCAGGCCCAGGGUUCCUGUGACCUUGCCUACUAAAGCUGCACCCACAGAGAAGAGCACACGUCCCCAGCCACCCUCUACGACGAAUAAUGAGUUAGGGGUUAACGGACCCAGCGGAGACUUUGAGAUCCGUGAGGAGGACCGUCGUCAGGGAAACGAGGUUGUUGGGCGUGGCGUGGAGACGGGAGCAGAGCCUGAUCUGAUUGGCAACACGAUCAACACGGGAAGUUCUGCCGCUCAACUUCCUCAGAAGAACAUCCUGGAGAGGAAGGAGGUCCUGAUAGCGGUGAUAGUGGGGGGCGUAGUGGGGGCUCUGUUUGCAGCGUUCCUGGUCAUGCUGCUGGUGUACAGAAUGAAGAAGAAAGAUGAAGGCAGCUACACGCUGGAGGAACCCAAACAGACCACCGUCACCUACCAGAACCCUGACAAACAGGAGGAGUUCUACGCAUGAGAGAGAGAGAGAGGGAGAGAGGGAAGGACAGGGAGAGAGCGAGAGGGAGGCACGGGGAGAGAGCGAGAGGGAGGCACGGGGAGAGAGGGAGGGACGGGGAGAGAGGGAGGCAUGGGGAGAGAGAGAGAGGGAGGGGAGAGAGGGAGAGGGAGGGACGGGGAGAGAGCGAGAGGGAUCACUCCACCUCCUGUCUUGUCGCCUCACCUCUCCUUCCCAUCUCUUCCUCCCUCUCCCUCAUGUCAGUUGUUGUUAAGAGUGCCUGUCUCCAUGGACUCCGAACUUUCUUUUAAAAAAUUAAAAAAUAAAUGAACAAAAAUAUAUAAGCUGAAAAAAUAACCAUAAACACAUGAUAUACACAUUUGUUUUUUAAAGUAAAUGUUAUGAAUAUUAUACAAUUAUUGUUCUGAUGUAAUUAAUUCAUUUUUGUUUGUUUGUAAAAACACAAGCUCUUAUUCCAGCACAAUACUCCUCUGUCUGUUCCACUGAGCAAAUGAGCCAAGAGAAAGAGGGAUGAGGGGAGAAGGAGGUAGGAGGGAGAUAGGUGU
This is a messenger RNA of Oncorhynchus kisutch (coho salmon), 2306 nucleotides long. RefSeq names its product syndecan-3. Lineage: Eukaryota; Metazoa; Chordata; Actinopteri; Salmoniformes; Salmonidae. The transcript is spliced from 6 exons. Gene Ontology annotation, cellular component: membrane; cell surface. Gene Ontology annotation, biological process: cell migration. The record is from RefSeq and is a predicted model, not a curated record. Bases 490 to 1761 code for a protein of 423 amino acids.